This is a messenger RNA of Sorghum bicolor (sorghum), 2371 nucleotides long. RefSeq names its product endoglucanase 16. Bases 445 to 2139 code for a protein of 564 amino acids. The record is from RefSeq and is a predicted model, not a curated record. The transcript is spliced from 5 exons. Gene Ontology annotation, molecular function: hydrolase activity, hydrolyzing O-glycosyl compounds. NCBI's taxonomy places the organism in Eukaryota, Viridiplantae, Streptophyta, Magnoliopsida, Poales, Poaceae. Gene Ontology annotation, biological process: carbohydrate metabolic process.
CAUGGAUGGAUGGACCCCAUCCGCCAAGUCACCUAACCUCCAUCGCUGCUCGCCCUUAUAAGGGCUGCGCGACGUCCCCCCGCAGACUGGACAGCCCACCACACUCUCCCACUCCCCCUUCCUGCUCCCCGGGCCGAUUCCCACCGCCGAUCGAACAACCGACGGCUGCCGCGCGCCACCUGCUACGUACGCCAACGUAACACCAACCUCCACCGAGCUACCAAGCGGCCGAUCCGUCCGUCCUUCCUCUGCUACCUAGCUACGACGCGCUACUACCUCCGACGAUCGUCGUGGUGUGCCAGUGCCUCCGUCUCGCUCGGCUCUACCCGUACGUCGUCCAGCAGUCCUUCCUAGCCGCCGGAGGCUGACCGGCCGGUACACAGCGUCAGCACACCAGCGAGUGUCGUCGUCGUCGUCGUUUCCGGUCGUUUCGAGGCGGCGUCGAUGAGGAGGAUCACGAGAAGCGGCGGCGGCGGCACGUCUGCCGCGCCCGCCGCGGGAGCGGGACUGUGGCUCCGGCCGGGCCGGCUCGGGAAUCUCCUCGCCGUCGCGGCUCUCCUCGCCUCCGCGUUGCUUCCGCCGGCGUCGUCGGCUGCCACCGAGCCGCCUGAGCCGUCGUCGGCGCGGCACGACUACGAGGACGCGCUGCGGAAGAGCCUGCUCUACUUCGAGGCGCAGAGGUCGGGGCGGCUGCCGCACGGCCAGCGCGUCGCGUGGCGCGACCACUCGGGCCUCACCGACGGCCUCGAGCAAGGGGUGGACUUGGUGGGCGGGUACUACGACGCCGGCGACCACGUCAAGUUCGGCCUGCCCAUGGCCUUCACCGUCACCAUGCUCUCCUGGAGCCUGCUCGAGUACGGCGCCGACGUCGCCGACGCCGGCGAGCUCGCCCACGCGCUCGAGUCCAUCAAGUGGGGCACCGACUACUUCAUCAAGGCGCACACCAGGCCCGACGAGCUCUGGGCAGAGGUGGGCGACGGCGACACGGACCACUACUGCUGGCAGCGGCCGGAGGACAUGACGACGUCGAGGCAGGCGUACAAGGUGGACCGCGACCGGCCAGGCUCCGACGUCGCCGGCGAGACAGCGGCCGCCAUGGCCGCCGCGUCCAUGGUGUUCCGGGAGCACAACCCGCACUACGCCAGCCUCCUCCUCCACCACGCGCUGCAGCUGUUCGAGUUCGCCGACAAGUACCGGGGCAAGUACGACAGCAGCAUCGCGGAGGUGAAGAGCUACUACGCCUCCGUCAGCGGCUACCACGACGAGCUCCUCUGGGCCGCGCUCUGGCUCCACCGCGCCACCGGCCGCCCCCACUACCUCGACUACGUCGUCCACAACGCCGACGACUUCGGCGGCACCGGCUGGGCCAUCACCGAGUUCAGCUGGGACGUCAAGUACGCCGGCGUCCAGAUCCUCGCCGCCAGGCUGCUGCUGAGUGGGGAGCACUCGCCGCGGCACAGGGAGACGCUGGAGCAGUACAGGGCCAAGGCGGAGCACUACGUGUGCGCGUGCCUGGGCAAGAACGCCGCCGCCGACGGCAACGUGGAGCGCAGCCCCGGCGGGAUGCUGUACGUGCGGCAGUGGAACAACAUGCAGUACGUGACCAGCGCCGCGUUCCUGCUGUCCGUCUACUCGGGCUACCUCUCCUCCUCCUCCUCCUCCUCGUCGUCCUCCGUGACGUGCGGCGCGGGCGGCGAGGCGGCGGCGGCGGCGAGCGCCGGCGAGGUGUUCGCGCUGGCCCGUGCGCAGGUCGACUACGUGCUGGGCAGCAACCCACGCGGGAUGAGCUACCUGGUCGGGUACGGCGCCCGGUUCCCGGCGAGGGUGCACCACCGCGCCGCCUCCAUCGUGCCGUACAAGCACAGCAAGGAGUUCAUCGGCUGCGCGCAGGGGUUCGACGACUGGUUCAUCCGCAAGGGCGCCAACCCCAACGUCGUCGUCGGCGCCAUCGUCGGCGGGCCGGACCGGCGGGACCGGUUCAGGGACCAGAGGGAGAACUACAUGCAGACGGAGGCGUGCACGUACAACACGGCGCCCAUGGUCGGCAUGUUCGCCAUGCUCAACAGGCUGGCCCGGGACGAGGCGGCGGCGGCGGCGUCGCAGCCCGGCGGGGAGACGGCGACAAGUGUAAAUAGAUAGUCAUACAGUGGGGGUGCUUGUACAAUUUUGCACCUAUUCUUUAGUUCAUUCUUUUCUUCUACGGAUACGGAGUAGAUGUGAAGUGAAGGCGCUCUUCACAGCAAAUUAUAUUAUUUGUAUACGAUGGGGAAAAAAAAGGAUAGGAGGAGGGAUUUGGCAAAGCAAGUGUAAAUUCCCUCCCCGUAAAUAUCAGAGAAAAAAAUACAAGAAAGAAUGUCUUUCAUUCAGAUCA